CUUUCAUCAGGUCUUCAUUCUGCUCUUCAGACAUUGAAUAAAAUAUCAGACAAUUCAUCAUGUUUUCUUUGCUGCACUUAGGAUGACUUUCAUUCAAGACUCAAGUCUUCAAAAUCCGGCUAUACUUACUUACUAUCCUAGCUCACCUUUAGUAACACACGGCACACACAUAUUCGUUUCACCCUUCUAGGCUAUGAAGUCAAUUUAGUAAGGCGCGGUCUUUUGCAAGGACUGCUCAAUGGAGUUCUGUUCUGCUCUAUCCCCGGCGCACUAUAUAUCCAGCACUAUAACAGCAGUCGACUCAACCAUUCACCUCGAAUCUUCUUCUGCUCUUUCUUCAAACCAAAAAUCACCUAUGGUUUUCCAGGCUGGACAACCGCUCAAAUUCACCGCCGUUCAGCCAAUAUUCCUUCUCACUAUAACCCUCGGAGUCGUUUUCUAUGGAUUAGUUUAUUCUCUUUGGAGGGUUCUCCGCUGGUAUUCCUUCAGACGCCAUUCCGGUAUUCCCGAAAUUAAGGAAUUGGGGAAGACGCGUCCUUCAGAGCAGAAACUGGAUGGGACGGCCAUAAUAUGCGGUGGGAGCAUCGCCGGCCUCCUCACAGCCCGAGUCUGUGCCGAUUACUUCAAAGAGGUCAUCAUCGUCGAACCAGAAGAAUGGUUAACCGGCGAAGAUGGGAUGCGUAGGUUUUGCUCGGAGCAGGAACAUAAACGCACGCGUGUCAUGCAGUAUACAUCGCUCCAUGGUAGCCAAGCUCUGUUGUACGCCGGUCUCCGAGAGCUUUUUCCGGACUUAGAUGAACAAUGUCGAUAUUCAGGUUUAGGCGUGUUUCCAGGAGACAGGAAGAACAACUUCGCUGGGACGCCCAUACCAGCUCCGGUUGAUUCGUAUGGUGGCAAUUUGCCGAAAACAAUUUAUUCUGGGCGGGCAGGGCUUGAAACACUUUUACGCCGACUGGUCCUUGGUCGAGGCAGUUAUCCCAACAUCACGCAAAUAGCUGGAACGGUUGUUGGAGUUUUGCCGCAUUCUGAAGGCGACGCUUCUCAUGUUAGUGGGGUCAAAAUCCGAAGACCGGAUUUGACGAUUGAGGAGCUUGAUGCAAGCCUAGUGGUUGAUUGCACCGGACCAACUCGCGCUGGUAUCAAGUGGCUGUCUCAAUCAGGCUAUGGUACCACCAAUGCUAAUACUGACAGCAGCAGUAAGGUUGCUCUCCAAAACGCAAAAAUCUCGUUCGACCAGAAGCUGCAAUAUUCUACCCUCACAUGCAAAGUCACCUCCGAAACCUUGGCGAAACUACCGAUUCCCCCAGAUCAGACGCCUGAGACUGUUACGUUCACGUUAUUAGAAGACGGUGUUGAGAACGGACGGAGGGUUAUUGCUUUGAUACGGGGAGAUGGUAAUGAAAUUUCGCUUUUCGCCGGUCAUUCCAGCGACGAAUCUGUCAAAUACGAGUCGCUCGAUUCGAUGCGAUCAUUGGCGCAGGAGUUGAAGACAUAUCAGAAACGUCCAAUCCCGGGGUGGUUGUACGAAGCUAUUGAUAUCCUAGAGGAGGCUCAACCGGAGAUACAGUUUUCCCAUGUUCGCAUUCCUCCCACAGCCUAUAUUCAAUAUCACCGAACGGUAAACCUGCCGAGUAACUUCGUAGCGUUGGGGGAUAGUGUGUUAUCUGUGGAUCCCAUAUACGGCCAAGGAUGUACUAAAGCACUGAUAGGCGCAGCUGUGCUGAACAAAAUCCUUUCAAACUCUAUCAAUACACCAGUGACAAACAACAAGCAUUUACCGACAAAUUUCUCAGAAGAGUUCUUUAAAGAGCAUUUUGACAAGACAGAUGCUUUUUGGCAACUCACACAUUUACUGGAUUACGGGAUACCCUGUACCACCCCCUUACCCGGAGAAAAUCUGGAAGCAGGCAGUCUAGUGCGUUGGUAUCUAAGAAGGGUACAAAUUCUCGCUACCAAGGAUGCCCAGGCUGCGCGGGUGUUCUGGGAUGGGGCCAAUGGAUUUGGCUCAGCCGUUGAUAUUCUCCACCCAUGGCUUGUGUUGAAAACACUUUUUGAUACAGCUACUAGAGGAUGAAAAUGGGUCUAGAAAUUUACGGUACUUAACAGAUUAUCGAUAAUUGACAGGACCUUUGCUUGAUUUUUCUGAGGUUUUAAGAGACAAGAUGUGACUUACAUAUUCUACA
Lentinula edodes (shiitake mushroom) is the source of this 2183-nucleotide messenger RNA. RefSeq lists its product as uncharacterized. The coding region runs from base 239 to 2074 and encodes 611 amino acids. Lineage: Eukaryota; Fungi; Basidiomycota; Agaricomycetes; Agaricales; Omphalotaceae. The transcript has 14 exons. The record is from RefSeq and is a predicted model, not a curated record.